Molecule: messenger RNA, 992 nt
Organism: Somion occarium
Lineage: Eukaryota; Fungi; Basidiomycota; Agaricomycetes; Polyporales; Cerrenaceae
Source: the annotation of a GenBank genome assembly
GAGUUUCCUGCCUCCACCUUGUCUUCAGUCCACGCACGCGAACAUUUAUUUUCAUCACUUGGACCUCCUGGUUACUGCACAUCAUGAGUCAAAGAAAGAGCGCAAAAAGUCCACCCAAAGAAAAUGACACUGUCAUGGAGGAAAGCAAGAUUGCUGCCUUGCAGCAGUACCAGGACACCGAAGGACAUUUCUCUUUAGUGAGAAAUUUUCGUCUUGCAGACCUCGUCACAAUCAUGAAUGGAGUUUGCGGCUCCCUGUCUAUAUUUAUGUCCGCUAAGUAUCUCGCCACAAAUGACCAGGACUAUCUAUGGUUCGCACUGGUACUCCCAUUCGGAGGACUCAUGUUCGACUUCAUGGAUGGCAAGAUUGCACGUUGGAGAAACGAGAGUAGCAUGCUAGGACAAGAGCUGGAUAGUUUGGCUGACCUGAUAUCGUUCGGUGUCGCACCCUCACUUCUCGCAUUUGUCGUAGGCCUACGAACAUACCUGGACACGGUGGUGUUGACGGGAAGCAUCUGUUGCGGAAUCGCUCGACUCGCUCGAUUCAACGCAACGGUAGCAUUGGUGCCUAAAGAUGGCAAGGGAAAGGCACAAUACUUUGAAGGUCUCCCCAUUCCAUCCUCACUAGGUCUCGUAUCAGUCUUGUUCUACUGGACAAAAAUGGGAUGGAUCGAGGGUCAAGCGGGGCUGCCAUGGGGUACAGUGACGCUCUGGGGACAGCCUGGCGGAUAUGGAGAUCUGCAUUUGGUUUCCAUCGCCUUUGGCCUCUGGGCCGCUGCAAUGGUCAGCAAGACUCUUAGGAUUCCAAAAUUUUGAGUGAGAGGGGAAACAGGAUGGCUCUACAGAGGGGACAUUACAGAUACCUCGACGUAAUGAACGGGUAGAAGGGAUUAACGGGCUUAGGGUGUUUGCGACGACUAGUUUACGAGAUCUACGACACAAAUAUACGCGACUCGCCCCUCUUGACUUCACGCUAGUUGAGUUGGAUGCUUU